CAGACAGAAUGGUGCAUGCCUCUCCUCUUUCAGGUCCUCAGCUUUCAUUAUACCUCUUGCUGCAGGCCCUUCCUCACAUGCCAGCUCCACACGAUUGCAGAGAUAGGGAGCAAUAUCCCAAUUAAUCAGGGGCCCCGACCCAUCCCCACCCCCACUGAUCACGGGUUCUGUGGUGUGCACGGCAAUUGCGUUGCUUGCACUUUAAUUGAGCAGCCCCUGUCUCGUGGUCAGUUCUUCAGGGACCUUGAAGUCCCUUUCAGAUUUGGUGGUUGCUUCUCAUUUUCUCUCUUUUCCCCUUUUUUUCCUUUCUUUCCUUUGUUUUUGUCUUCCUCCCUUCCCUCCCCAGUGAGAAGAAGGACAGCAAGAAGGAAGAGGGAAAGCUUGAGAGCAACGAUGGCUGACGACCAAGACCUUUCGGAGGUGGAGAUGAGCCCAGUGGGCUCUGAAGACCACCACUGCCUCUCCCCAGGACCCUCCAUGGCAUCAGACAACUCCCCACACCUCACUGGCUCUGGGAAUGGUGAGAUGGGGAAGGUGAAGAAGGAGCAGCAGGACUCCGAGGCGGACGAUGACAAGUUCCCGGUGUGCAUCCGUGAGGCAGUCAGCCAGGUGCUCAGCGGCUACGACUGGACCCUGGUUCCCAUGCCGGUCCGGGUCAAUGGAAGUAACAAGAGCAAACCCCACGUCAAGAGGCCCAUGAAUGCCUUCAUGGUGUGGGCACAGGCUGCCCGGAGGAAACUGGCUGACCAGUACCCGCACCUGCACAACGCCGAGCUCAGUAAGACCUUGGGGAAGCUCUGGAGGUUACUGAACGAAAGCGACAAGCGGCCCUUUAUCGAAGAGGCAGAGCGGCUGAGGAUGCAGCACAAGAAGGACCAUCCCGAUUACAAGUACCAGCCCCGCCGGCGGAAAAAUGGCAAGGCCACACAGGGCGAGGGUGAAGGACAGGUAGAAGGGGAGGCUGGUGGGGCUGCUGCCAUCCAGGCCCACUACAAGAAUGCCCACCUGGAUCACAGGCAUCCCGGCGAAGGGUCGCCCAUGUCCGACGGUCAUCCGGAACACUCCUCAGGUCAGAGCCAUGGGCCCCCCACACCUCCUACCACCCCUAAGACCGAGAUGCAGGCAGGCAAAGCAGAUUCCAAACGAGAAGGGCGUUCUCUGGGGGAAGGGGGAAAGCCACACAUCGACUUUGGAAAUGUGGACAUUGGGGAGAUCAGCCAUGAGGUGAUGUCCAACAUGGAGACCUUUGAUGUCAAUGAAUUCGAUCAGUACCUGCCGCCCAACGGACACGCCGGCCACCCAGGCCACGUCGGGGGCUAUGCGGCAGCGGCUGCUGCUGGCUACGGCCUCGGGAGCGCCCUGGCUGCGGCCAGCGGACACUCUGCCUGGAUCUCCAAGCAGCACGGAGUCUCCUUGUCCACUGCCACCUCAUCGGUGGUGGACUCAAAGGCCCAGGUGAAAACGGAGGGGUCCACCCCUGGAGGCCAUUACACUGACCAGCCCUCCACUUCCCAGAUUGCUUACACGUCUCUGAGUCUGCCCCACUACGGCUCGGCCUUCCCCUCCAUCUCCAGGCCACAGUUUGACUACCCGGACCACCAGCCCUCGGGACCCUACUACAGCCAUUCCACCCAAGCCUCUGGCCUCUACUCUGCCUUCUCCUAUAUGGGACCUUCCCAACGUCCCCUUUACACUGCCAUCUCUGACCCUGCACCCUCCGUGCCACAGUCCCAUAGCCCCACACAUUGGGAACAGCCCGUGUACACAACUCUCUCCAGACCAUAGGGAAUGGGGAACAGUGACCGAAGCAGCGACGGAAAGGCUCCGAAGAAUCAGCACAGGCAGAAGAGCCUCCGAACUCCAAGGUCACUCAGUGCCAUCCAGCCACCAGAACCCACCAAGCAUACAGAAGUGCCUUUCUUGAUCCCAGCUCUCGCUGGCACACCCACCUAGAGGAAGGUUUGUUGUCCUUUCACCCUUUACCAAUUUCACACAGGCCACAUGACUGGCUUGCAAUGCCUUUUUGGCCUUCUAGAUGAGGAGGAUUCUAGACAUGGAGUGACUGGUCUGUGGUGGGUUUUGUUGUGCGCACCCUGGACUGUACGAUGAGAGAGACUGUCCUUUCCUUCUCCUCCCACACUGCUCCAGGGAGUUUGCAAGUUUUUCCAACAGGCCACAGUGGCCAACAUUUUGUCGCCUGCUGCAGGUGUUGGGUGGCUGCUCAGCCUCAGUGGACACAUCCCAGGAGGAGCAGUAAGGAGGAUGGCAUGGCCGGCUUCCUUGCAAUCAGCGUCGUGCAGCAGUCCUGCCUAAGAUUCACACAUGCAUGAAUCUUGAAUCCCUUGGAAGACCAACCUACGCUUGCUUCCCUGCCGAUUUCCACAGCUGCACCCUAGCUUUUCUCCCCACCUCUCCCCACCCUCCUGUCUCUGUUUAAUCCCACACUCUUCCCAGCAUGGAGGUUUGAAGGCUUGCCUGAACAGUACAUGGGAUUUGGGAACAGCAUGGCCAGCCUUAGCAUUACUUGUAUCACAGCCUGUGUGCACACACGUGUUCAUCUAUGAAGGCGGAGGAGAGGUGGGGAAGGACCAAUGAAUCAUUACGGUGCUAUGGGUGAAUCCUCCUUUUUUUAAAUUACUCUGUAUCAUUCAUUUAUGUCUGGCAUUUCUGGCCUCCCAGUCUCUUCUAAUCUCUUCAGAACUCCAAACGACCUCUGAGCAAACCUGGCCCUUGCUCUUCCACAUUUGACAGUGCCUGCAUGAAAUGAAGAGGCACCAAGAAAGCCACGAUGCACUUGCCAACACCUUGAGUUGAUUCCAGUACUCUCUGAGCUCCCACUCCAAACCCAGGCUGAACUCAUUCGUCCAUCAUGUCUCCCAAUCAGCCAACACCUCCCUCCCAUCUAUGCUGAGAAUGGAAAGAUACUCCUGUGGCUUUAAGCAAGGUAGAUACAGACCCAAUCUUGGAUGAUGAAAGAAGCCUAUUUAGGUGCAAAGUAAUCUUCUUUGCCUUUGGGUUUCAAACUGGAAGCAACCAUGUCUUAGAGAUCAACCUCUUUUUCAGCCCAACGUCUGAGGACAGUCUACUUGCUUCUCCUUUGUCACCUCCAGGACUGGGGUGGUUUAUCAUGCCAGGGAGUGAACUGGCAAAAAAACUGCCACAGGAAAAGAUGGUUCCUGACAGGUGAUUACAGAGAAAUGCUGUGGGACUUCCCAACGCAUAUGCUAGUCUAGAAAGAGACUUUAACCAAAUGUGGACUGUGAUGGGUGCUGCUGUAUCCCUCUGUUGAUAUGACUGUCAGAUGCCCUUCCUGCCUCCCUUAGCUACAGAUGACUUAUCCUUGUGGUGUUUGAAAAGAUCAUGUAGAAUGUUUGCUCCCUGUACGCAUGUAACCUCUUCCAGCCCUGUCCUCUUAUUUAUGCAAGUAGCACCUUCCUCCCCUACCUCCCUUUCCUCAGUCUCUGUGCCAUCCUAGCACCAUUAACUUUGCAUUAAACAUAUGGAAUAAUAAACUUAUAAGUUUCAUUUUCA
This is a messenger RNA of Melospiza melodia melodia, 3531 nucleotides long. RefSeq names its product SRY-box transcription factor 10 (gene SOX10). The record is from RefSeq and is a predicted model, not a curated record. NCBI's taxonomy places the organism in Eukaryota, Metazoa, Chordata, Aves, Passeriformes, Passerellidae. Gene Ontology annotation, molecular function: RNA polymerase II cis-regulatory region sequence-specific DNA binding; DNA-binding transcription factor activity, RNA polymerase II-specific. The transcript has 3 exons. Gene Ontology annotation, cellular component: nucleus. Gene Ontology annotation, biological process: morphogenesis of an epithelium; negative regulation of transcription by RNA polymerase II; peripheral nervous system development. The coding region runs from base 16 to 1785 and encodes 589 amino acids.